UGUCCCUUAGAAGCUCUGCUGUCUCGACUCGACCCCAUACGCAUAAAUAACAAUAUAGGUACUGCAGCUGUCUGCAGCUGUGUCCAGGCGUUUGCGGUUUCACGGUUGUGUGUGUCUCUCGUUCACCUAUACGAAUAUAAAUUAAUAUCGAAAUUUGAGCCGUGUGCUCAAGGUGUACAGAGAAAGACGGAGCGAAGAACAACACCAAGACAUAUACAGUACAAUAUAGAGUAGUUUAUCUCUCAAUCGAGCCUCUGAUAUCUAUAUCAUAUUGUGCCGACGUCGUCAGCUCCGCUACAUAUGCUUACGCGAAUACUGAGUCGGCAUAAUCGUCACAACUUACCUCGUCAUCGACGCGUGUCGCGUGUGUUUACUAUCACCAACAGCAGCAGCAGCUCCAUAUAGUCAAGCAGACCAAAAGUCAAAUUCAUCUCGAGAAAAUGAUUGAGAAACCGGACGAGCUCGUCCAAGCUGUGUCUCUGCACAAUCCUCGCAAAUUACUUUUCAAUGGAUACGUACUACCCUUUCUGGUGCUGGAGCUUACCUGGGUUUAUGGAUGGAUUGGUAUCUAUGGCCUCUUCGAGUUCUACGAACCCGGCCUCGUUGGCGUGGCUGUCAUUGGCGUUCUGCAAAUUUUUGUUUGCCUCUGCUGUCAAUGGUCCGUUCACGUACAUACUUUUCUCAAUUGCGGUUCGGAAAGUGAUCCAUACAAAGCAACGGUUGCCAAAGUUGUUCCAACUCCCAAUAAUGGUAGUACAGAACUAGUCAGAGUGCAUACUUCUAAAGAUCAAGAACCUUGGUUCAUUUUUCAAAAAACCAAAUAUGUUUGGAAUCCAGAGCGCAAGCAAUUCAAAGGGCUCAACUUUCCAAUCAAUCAUAGCGUUGAGUACUAUUCUUCUUGGAAAGGAUAUGCAGAUGAUGCUGAGAUUGCAAAGGCUGAUCAGAGAUGGGGACAAAAUAAUCUUGAUAUGGUGAUACCUGAAUUUCGUGAGCUUUUUAUAGAAAGAGCAACUGCUCCAUUUUUUGUGUUUCAAGUUUUUUGUAUGGCUUUAUGGUGCUUAGACAGAUACUGGUACUACAGCUUAUUUACACUUGUGAUGCUUGUUGCAUUUGAGUGCACUUUAGUACAACAGCAACUGCGAAACAUGGCUGAGAUAAGAAAAAUGGGUAAUAAACCUUAUAUGAUAAUGACUUAUAGAAGUAGACGUUGGAGAAUGAUGUUCACAGACCAAUUAUUACCUGGAGAUAUUGUGUCAAUUACAAGAUCUCAAAAUGAUAAUUUUGUACCUUGCGACAUGCUUCUUUUAAGAGGUCCAUGCGUAAUUGAUGAGAGUAUGUUGACUGGAGAGUCUGUUCCUCAAAUGAAAGAACCAAUAGAAGAUCUUUCUCCGGGUAAAUUUAUAAAUAUUGAAGAAGAUAAGUUACAUAUAUUAUAUGGAGGAACAAAAGUAGUUCAGCACACACCUCCUCCUAAAAAUUCUUCAGGACUUAGAUCAACAGACAAUGGAUGUAUUGCAUAUGUUUUAAGAACUGGUUUUUCCACAUCUCAAGGAAAACUCUUGAGGACAAUACUUUAUGGAGUAAAAAGAGUUACAGCAAAUAAUUUAGAAACCUUUGGAUUUAUUCUGUUCCUUUUGAUCUUUGCAAUUGCUGCUUCAUCUUAUGUUUGGAUCAAAGGUUGUGAAGAUCCAGAAAAAAAUAGGUAUAAGUUAUUCUUAGAAUGCAUAUUGAUUUUAACAUCGGUAGUACCUCCAGAAUUGCCAAUAGAACUAUCAUUAGCUGUAAAUACUUCACUACUGGCAUUAUCUAAAUUAGGUGUAUACUGUACAGAACCAUUUAGGAUACCAUUUGCAGGAAAAGUUCAAAUUUGCUGUUUUGAUAAAACUGGCACUUUAACUAGCGAUAAUCUUGUUGUUGAAGGAAUAGCCGGCCUUGAUGGUAAAUCAGACGUUAUGCCAAUAUCAGAUGCUCCAAUUCAAAGUGUACAAGUAUUAGCUACUUGUCACUCUUUAGUACAAUUAGAUAGCGGAAUUGUUGGAGAUCCACUUGAAAAGGCUACUCUGAGUGCUGUUAAUUGGAAUUUGACUAAGGGUGAAGCUGUCAUCCCUGUUAAAAGUAGAUCUCCUGGUCUUAAAAUAUUCCAAAGACAUCACUUUUCUUCAUCUCUCAAAAGAAUGACUGUUGUCGCUGGAUACCAAACAACAGGAUCAUCAGUAGAUUCUACUUACAUCGUAACAGUCAAAGGAGCCCCUGAAACUCUUAAAACUAUGUACACUUCAGUUCCAGACAAUUAUGAUUCAACGUACUUAUCGUUGUCCAGACGAGGCGCAAGAGUACUCGCUCUUGGUUAUCGAAAACUUCCUGAUUCAACGAGUUUAGGAGAUUUGCGAAACUACAGCCGGGAGGAUUUAGAAAAAAAUUUAUCAUUUGCUGGAUUUGUGAUUAUCAGUUGUCCUUUAAAGCCAGACUCAAAAAGUAUGAUUAAAGAAAUAAUAAAUGCAUCUCAUUCCGUCGUCAUGAUCACCGGAGAUAAUCCACUCACAGCGUGUCAUGUAGCGCGGGAAUUGCAUUUCACUCGAAAACCGGAGACUGUGAUUUUAAAAAAUACCGGUAACAAAUGGGAAUGGGAAACCAUUGAAGGAAAAGUUGUGCCUUUAGAAUUAGGUGAUAUGAAAACCAAGAUUUGGGAGAAAUAUGCUUUGUGCUUAACAGGAGAGAGCUUAAAUUAUAUUAAAGACUAUGAAAGAGACUACAUGUACUUUAUUCUACCGCAUGUGAUUAUUUUCGCUCGCUGCGCUCCCAAACAAAAAGAAUUCAUAAUCACCACAUUGACUGAAUUAGGAUACACAACUCUUAUGUGCGGUGAUGGCACAAAUGACGUCGGUGCUCUCAAGCAUGCUGCAGUCGGCGUUGCUAUAUUAUCUUGUCCACCGAAAAAAUCGAAGUCCACCAAAAGCAUCAUGGACGAAUCCACAGAUUCUCCACCUGCAAUCGAGGCUCAAGCUCCAGUUCCAAGAUUAAAUCCUCGUCAACAACAGUUGCAAAAUACCAAAUCCAAAAUUGAAAAAUUAAUGAAGGAAUUGGAGGAACAGGAACAAUCGAUGGUCGUGAAGCUCGGAGACGCUUCUAUAGCAGCUCCUUUCACGAGUAGAUUCUCGUCUAUACAAUGCAUUUGUCACGUCAUCAAACAAGGACGUUGUACGUUAGUAACUACUCUUCAGAUGUUCAAAAUUUUGGCCUUGAAUGCCCUAAUACUGGCUUACAGUCAAUCGGUUCUUUAUCUGGAUGGCAUAAAGUUCAGUGACGCUCAAGCAACGCUUCAGGGUAUUUUACUGGCCGUUUGUUUCCUGUUUAUUUCUCGCGCAAAACCUCUCAAAGCCUUAUCGAAACAGCGUCCACUGCCUAAUAUUUUCAACUUGUAUACUGUUCUUACGGUAUUGCUUCAAUUUGCGGUUCAUUUUUGUUGCUUGAUCUACCUUGUUAGAGAAGCUGUUCUGAGAUCUCCAAAGGACGAUAAUAAACUAGCAGCCAUUUUAACAACUCAAAAAAAUACUACAGAACUACCCUUAUUAGAUGGCGAUGAAGAAGAAGAACCUUUCCAAAUGAACUUGGUGAACAGUACGGUUUACUUGAUCUGCAUGGCACUACAAAUAUCAACUUUUGCAGUAAAUUACAGGGGUGAACCAUUCAUGGAAAGUCUCACCGAAAAUAAAUAUCUUUUAUACAGCUUAUUAGGUAGCACUGGAGCUGUUUUUGCAUUAGCAUUUGGAAUCGUACCAGAUAUUGCCUCGCAGUUUGAGAUUGUUGAUUUUCCAAGCGAUUUCCGGAUGAUUUUAGUUCAAGUACUAGCAGCGAACUUUGUGUUUACCUACGCAGUGGACAGAAUUUGCCGAAAGCUAUUUGGCGAAGGAAAAAGUGUUAAACUGUGAUCGAAAUAGAGCAAUAUUUGCUUUUUAUAGUGGAACUGUGUUUUAUAUUUCAUUUUUCGUGAAAAUAUAUUUAUUAAAUGUUACUUCGUAUAAGUAGUUACCAAAAAUUGCAAAGACACUUGUGUGUUAUUAAUGAUUGAAUGUACAAAUGUUUAAUUAUACUGAUAUUGCUCUACAGAAAAUAAGAAUGUUAUGUAUGUGUAAUUUUGCUAGAGAUUUGUAUAAAAAGUGUAAGUUUGACUUGGUAGCUAACAUUCCAACAAAUUCAUUUUUCGACGCAAAAUAUUUUUCUCACUUUUCUUUUAAACUUAUAAAUGCAAAAAUAUUAAUGUUAAAUCCAUUCUUUUAUUGUUAAAAUCUUUCGAAUAUACUUGAGUGUACGUGAAUAUUCGUUCACUACGAAUUCGUUAAAAUUAAUUCAUCCUUUUGUAAAUGUUCUAUAAUCACAUUAUUUUAAUCUUUUUUCUCAAUCAUAGUAUUUGUUUACAUUAUAAUAUGGUAGUCACUAAAUGCUGUGCAAUGCUCACGACUUUUAACUGAUACGAUAUAAAAUGUAAGAUUUAUGUUUAAAAUUUAAUUUUGUAAAAUAUAUACACUCAUUGUAUUGUAUAAAAAUUUGGUAUAUUGUGUCGUGUUGCAGAGUCCACAAUUACUCAAAGCUUAUAUACGAAAUAUGAAUUAAAUAAUUUCAGUUACUACGAAAAAA
This is a messenger RNA of Trichogramma pretiosum, 4635 nucleotides long. Its product is annotated as manganese-transporting ATPase 13A1. The transcript is spliced from 14 exons. NCBI's taxonomy places the organism in Eukaryota, Metazoa, Arthropoda, Insecta, Hymenoptera, Trichogrammatidae. The record is from RefSeq and is a predicted model, not a curated record. Bases 441 to 3929 code for a protein of 1162 amino acids. Gene Ontology annotation, biological process: intracellular calcium ion homeostasis. Gene Ontology annotation, cellular component: endoplasmic reticulum membrane. Gene Ontology annotation, molecular function: ATP hydrolysis activity; P-type ion transporter activity; ATP binding.